Messenger RNA from Eruca vesicaria subsp. sativa (arugula), 1789 nucleotides. The record is from the annotation of a GenBank genome assembly. Lineage: Eukaryota; Viridiplantae; Streptophyta; Magnoliopsida; Brassicales; Brassicaceae.
AAAAAGGCUAAAAAGAAAGAAAGAAAAAGAAUCUGAUUUUCUUUUGUCUUCCAACAAAGCUCAAACGAACCUCUCUCCUCAUUUACACGAGUUUAAUGUUUUUAUUUGCUUAACUUUAUUAUGUUAGAGGUACAAAGAUGAUACUACCAAUGAAAAGGGAAAUGAUGAACAACAUCAGCCAUCUUGAACCAGAUCACUCUGAGUUUGUUGAAGUUGAUCCUUCUGGAAGAUAUGGAAGAUACAAUGAAGUUCUUGGUAAAGGAUCUUCAAAGACCGUUUACAGAGGAUUUGAUGAAUAUGAGGGUAUAGAAGUAGCAUGGAACCAAGUAAAGCUCUAUGAUUUCUUGCAGAGUCCUCAAGAGCUGGAGAGGCUCUACUGUGAGAUUCACCUCCUCAAAACACUAAAACAUAAGAGCAUCAUGAAGUUCUACACUUCUUGGGUCGAUACCGAGAAUCGAAACAUAAACUUCAUCACUGAAAUGUUCACUUCUGGUACCUUGAGACAGUAUAGGCUAAAGCACAAGAGAGUGAACAUAAGGGCAGUGAAGCAUUGGUGUAGACAGAUCUUAAGAGGAUUGAACUAUCUUCACACCCAUGACCCUCCUGUGAUUCACAGAGAUCUCAAGUGUGACAAUAUUUUUGUUAAUGGUAACCAAGGAGAAGUCAAAAUUGGAGAUCUUGGUCUUGCUGCUAUGUUACAAAACUCACACGCUGCUCAUUGUGUUGGGACACCAGAGUUCAUGGCUCCUGAAGUCUAUCAAGAAGAAUAUAACCAACUAGUCGAUAUUUACUCGUUUGGGAUGUGCGUUUUGGAAAUGGUAACGUUUGAUUACCCAUACAGCGAGUGUACACACCCUGCUCAGAUCUACAAGAGAGUUAUAUCGGGCAAGAAACCAGACUCAUUAGACAAGGUAAGGGACAGUGAGGUUAGAGUCUUUAUAGAGAAAUGCUUGGCCAGUGCAUCUCUUAGACUCUCAGCUCGUGAACUACUAGACGAUCAUUUUCUUUGUACCGAUGAAGGUGAGUCCACUUUUGAUCAUCUUCACUACUCGAACCCAUGGACUUACAAUGGAGAUGAGACGGUGGAGUCACAAUCAAUAGAGGUCUUUGAGUUUCAAAGCGAUGAUAAUGAAGAAGCUGAAGAGUAUGAUAACAAGUUUGACAAUGUACAUAUAAGCAUAAAAGGUAAGAGAAGAGACAAUGGUGAUGGACUGUUCCUACGACUAAGAAUAGCCGACAAGGAAGGGCUUGUGAGAAACAUAUACUUCCCGUUUGACAUCGAAAGCGACACGGCAAUAAGCGUGGCAAGAGAGAUGGUGGAAGAGCUGGAGAUGGACGACCGUGAUGUGACAAAGAUAGCUAACAUGAUCGAUGGAGAGAUUGCUUCUCUGGUUCCUAAUUGGAGAUCAGGCCUAGGGCUUGAGAGCAUGUUCUGCAAUUGCGCACCGAACAGUUCAACAAUAGACUCCAACUUGAGGCAGUGUUGCAGAAACAGGUGUGGAGAGAAGCAUGGACGGUUUGAGGAGAUCACUUCGGGACUAAACCAAUCUGACGAAGAAGAGGCGUUUUCUUGCAUGUCAAGUAACUAACUAUAUAUGUUGUUCAUGAGGAUAUAAUUAGUUUUGGGAAGGCUUUACUCCCAUGGAAAAAGAGGACAUUUUCGCUGUCUUAUGUUAAUGUGUAGAAAUAUUUACAGUUGUGUUGACAAAUCAAAAAGAUCACAGUAAUUAUUUAACUAUCUACUCUAUUAAGAACAUGAUCACUCUUAUAUAUUACCCUUUUAUUACCC